UUUUGCAUGUGUUCUAUUCGGAAGAAAGAUGAGCGCCAGUUUGGAGAGAUGGCUUAGAUGAAAACUCUAAUAAGGGCAAUUACACGACUGCGCAUUGACUCUUCAUUUCUCUGGCCUUGGCUGCCUCUUUCAGUUUCUUCUUAUCUCCCAGGAAAAGUUGUCUUCCUGUUUGAGCGUCAUAGUAGGUAAAGUUCGUGCAGGAUCCGACCUCGUGCACAACCGUAGCUGCAUAUCUCCCGUCCCUUUUAUAGCCAUCUUCCUUCCUAGCUUUAUUCCACUCUCUUUCAUCUUUCCAUCACCAUCAUUUCUCGCUGCAGAAGCUAAUUUGCACUCAUGGCAGAUUCAAGUGGCGACGAGAGGUCUGUAUCUCGGGGACGCGAUGCAUUUCAAUCUUCAGGUAGAGGCGGUGUGGGUAACAUUCGACGCUCUUCCAUCUCAAGUGAUUCUCGUUCCGUCGAUGGUCCGGAUGAUUCUGAUUUGACUCGUGGGCGGGAGCCACUUGCGCAUGCUGACAGGACGCAGAUGUUCUCGGUGGGUAGGGGUGGAGCGGGUAAUAUACGCUCCCCUUCUCAGGAAUUGGUAGAAUAUGAACAGCGGGUCAAGACGCACCACGCUGAAUCCAACCCGUUAGGCGGUCUUGGUAACAUAUCAAGCUCCCGCUCUCGUUCUCGUUCUCGUGAUCCAAUGAUUUGUUCCACGGGACGAGGCGGAGUAGGGAAUAUUCAAUACGGAGCUGCCACCAGCGUCGACAAUAUGGACGAAGAGGAAAGAAAGAAGCAUGCUCAUGCUCAAGUGAGACACUCAAUUGGCAGAGGCGGAGCUGCAAACCUUGCCAAUGUGCACUCGCCUGAUAUUGAACGAUAUAGUCCUCUCCGGCUCCGGGGACACUGA
Molecule: messenger RNA, 891 nt
Organism: Suillus subalutaceus
Lineage: Eukaryota; Fungi; Basidiomycota; Agaricomycetes; Boletales; Suillaceae
Exons: 6
Coding region: 334-891 (185 amino acids)
Source: RefSeq, a predicted model, not a curated record